Xyrichtys novacula (pearly razorfish) is the source of this 7798-nucleotide messenger RNA. The record is from the annotation of a GenBank genome assembly. Lineage: Eukaryota; Metazoa; Chordata; Actinopteri; Labriformes; Labridae.
GUGUGUGUGUGUGUGGUGCUGAGUGUGUGUGCCAGUGAUUGUGUGAAGACAGUCAGAUCAUCCUCUCUCUCACACACACUCAGCACCACACAGGUGAGUAGAGGCACUGAUUUAUGUUGCUGUGUGUAGAUACAGUAUGGCUGUUAAAAGUGUGUGUCUGUCCCAUGUUUACUCUGUGAUUUGAGUUGUCAAAUGGUGAAGGUUGUUGUACAGGAUUGUCAAUUACAGCUUGUUACCUGAGCGCUGUUUAUCUGAGUGAGGUCAUGUGACUGCAGCGGGUGUUAAAAGCUGUGUGUUUGGUGUAGUGUUGCAGUGUGUUGUUGUUUUUGUGAUAUGUUAGUGCUGUUCUGUGGCUCAGUGGUAUAGUGGGUUGUUUCUCAGUCUGAUGGUUGGUGGUUUGAUCCCAGCUUCUGCAGUCACUUCCUGAAGUGUCCUGAGGAAAGGCCUAAAAUCACAUUAUAACUGGCAUAUCAUGUGGUCAUGAAAUGGUUAGGUUAGUUACAGAUACAGCCUGUGCUGUCUGUGAGUGAACGUGAAUGGAUGAAUGUGGUGUGAAAGUGCUCUGAGUGCUAGAACACUGCAUGAGUGCUAUAUCAAUACACCCUGUUCACCAUCCACUGAUGCUCAUCUUCAUAGUCUGCAGAUGAUGAGUGACUCUCCCACUGAGAAACAUGCUGAGCACACAAGAUUAUGUAAUCAUGCUUUUUCAUCAAUUACAGUCUGGUUGUUUUUAAAUAUAAGUGUAACAUCCAGUUAAAACCUGUAUCUGUGUUUUGGAUGGUUUUUAAAUUAAAAAUUCCAACAUAUUCCACAUAAGUUAGCACAUUGUGUAAAACAUGAAUAAAAACAGAAAUAAUGAUCUUCAAAUCCUUUUCCACCUAAAUUCACCUGAAUACUCCACAAAGAAAUGUAAAGUUUAAACUCUAAACUUGGUUGUUUUUCUGUAAACAUUUACUCAUUUUGAAUUUGAUGCUGCAGCAGGUUCCUAGAGAGCUGGUUCAGGGUCAUGUUUCUCUCUGUGUUUCAUCAUCUUUCCUUUAAUCACUCUCAGUAAGCCUUUGUAGACUGAGGACACUAACUGUUGUUUGAUGGACCACUUCAGUUGUUCACGGUCCAGAGUCUCUGUUGUGGUAUUUUGGGCUUCAUAAUGCUCCACACAUUUUCAGUGGGGGACAGGUCUUGACUGCAGGCAGGCCAGUCCAGUACCUGGACUCUUUGACUCUGAAGCCACGCUGUUGUAACUCCUGCAGAAUGCAUCUCUGUGUCGUCUUGCUAAAUAAACAGAGACAUCCCUGAAAAGACGGGGCUCUGAUGGCAGCAGAUGUUGGUCCUAAACCUGUAUGUACCUUUCAGCAUUAUUGGAGCCUUCAAAGAUGUGACAGUUAGCCAUGGACACUAACACACACCCCAGACCGUCACAGAUGCUGGCUUUGACCUUUGACCUGAGAACAGUCUGAAUGGUCCUUUUCCUUGCCAGGUUCAUGGUUUCCAAAAACUAUCUGAAAUGUGGACUCAUCAGACCACAGCAGACUUUCCCACUUUGCAUGUUAAAGAAACAUUGUUCUUAAACUGUUGGACUAUUUGCUCACACAGUUGUUGACAAAGUAAUGAACCUGGUCCUAUGCUUGUCUUUAAGUGAUGCUCCUUUAAUAUCCAAUUAUGGCCCUCACCUGUUUCCCAUGAUCCUGUUCACCUGUGGAAUGAUCCAAACAGUUCACUCAAAAGAGUUUCUGGAGAAGUCCUCCAUUUUUUCCAGUCUUUUGUUGACCUUGAACCAAGCAUGUUGCAGUAUCAAAUUCCAAAUACAAAAAAAAUCAAGUUUAUCAGCUCGUUUUUUUAGUGUAUACAUAGAGAAUAGAGCAAAAAGAUUUUGUAAAUUAUAGUAUUCUGCUUUUUUUCAUGUUUUACACAACGUCCCUCAAGUGACUUAAUUUCGCCUACUGAAAUUAUCCUGAGAGCCACCGAGGUGUACUAUAGCCAGAUUUACAGUUGAAGCAUUUUCCUUAGCUUACUUGUUUCCCAUCAUAAAUGAAACAGUUCAUUUAAGUCACAUUAUUUUUCAUUCAUUCUCCUUACCAGUUGAAGCAACCAAGUGCAAAUAAAAGACGAAGGCAAAUUGAGCAAUGGCGACAACGACGUUGAUGUUGACAGUCAAAAACUGUGUGCUUCUCCUGCUACAGAAACACCUGCCACUAAUUUCGUCCUCAUCUACUUAUAAUGAACAGACAUUGGAAUUCACAUCACCUAGUGAAAGACAAUUACAAAUAACAAAGGUUUCAAAACACAAACCCCAAAGAAAAUACAACAAAUAGUUACAGUCCCAAUUUCAUUAGAAUUGGGGUUUGUUUAGUGAAUAAAGUCUGGUCUCCAGAGGUUAAAAUGAUAAUAUGUUUACGAUUUUUGUAGUCAGUGUCAGAGAAAAUGUUUGAAAACCUUUUUAAACAACUUCACUGUGUAAAUUUCUGUUUUACAUAUGACCAUCAGUCAUUUCACCUUGACAGUAAAAAGAAAACCCUGAACACUCAGUUUUAAUGAGUCUGUGACAUCCAACUCAGAGUCAGGUUUUUAUACAGAACAAAGAACAGAUCUCAUAAAAACACAUGGACUCAUUUUACUGCCGUACUGUUCUCUUAAAUCUUUAUUAUCAUAAGUUAACAACUCUACAUAGUAUUCAAGGUAAUGAUCGCCGAAAGCAAAGCAGGAGCACAUUAAAUCAACAAUUAGACAAUAUUUUUCAUGUUUUUACUUUUAAUGGGAUUAAUCUUUUUGCCUUUGUCACCUUGUACUGAUUUCAGAGGACUUUGAAAAAAAAUAUUGACACAGGAUUUUAUCUCUGUCUCUUUUUUCAGUGAUAUAAAAAGCCCCAAAGCUAAUGUCUGAGGAAUAUAAAAAUGUGGUCAGUAAUGAAACAUGAUAGUUGUGGUUGAAAUUGUUUAUUCUUCUAGCAGACAGAAACAGGGAACAAAUAUGAAUAAAUCUGUGAGUACUACUGAGAGAGGACUAAAAACACUAUUUCUGUGCAUACCAGCAAUAACACUCGCUGGGCAAUCUAAUCCAACCCAAUACAACAGCUCUACUGGAAAUUUUACUUUCAGGAAGCCUCUAAAUUUUCAUUUUUUUAUCAAAAAGGUGGCUUUUUUGUGCUUUAUAUGUUAUUGAAGAUGUAGUGGUGUACUGGAGUGAGUAACUUUGUGCCUCUUCAUUAAAUCUCCAAACAACCUUUGCUUGUCUUGUCCUUUAUAUGCUUAGGUAAUGUCAUCUGACAAAAAAAAUGUUGUUCUGACUUCAAACAGUCAAAUUUAUAAUCUACUGUGAACAGUUAUGUGAAAAAUGUUGGACAGGGCUGUUUCUUCAGCUGCUUGCCAAACAUCCACCCCCUUGCACAAGUUUCAGGCAUUAGAAAUUACAUCAUAAAAACUCUCACUCUUUUCGCUGAAGGUUUUGUUGGCUUUCAUAUAUCAUAACUAGAUGUCAAAAUGAAUCUCAGUCUGUUUAAAUUAUCAAAAAAACUCUGCACAGGACCUUUAAAAAAGGGGGGGACAUAAUAUGAGGAACCACUUUUUAAGUACACCAAAAACAACCAUAACAGCUUCAACAACUGAUUCAAAGAACAAUGACCUCCUGUCUGACCAUGUCAACUAAAUUGAAAAGGUAAAAACUUUAAGAGAGUGAAAUGUAAGGAUAGAUCUGUUUUAAUGGGUUGCAUUAUGUCAGCCAGAUGUUCAAAAUGUUUUAACCAGAUGUUGUCAAGUAUAACUGUACAUCUAUAUGUUUGUUCUGAUUGGUGAAACUUUCCACUGUAACACAAAAAACAAUCAAACUUCCAAGACACUUUGUCCAGGGAUAAAAUUCACUCCUUCUGAGCAUUCCCUGUAGAACUGUCAAGUUUGAUUAGUUAAUUCCUCACACUAACACCUCUGAGUCACGCAAAAACACAUCCUCAACCUUGCCUCACUAUCUUGUCCAAGGCCACUGAAGCUCUCUGUUGGCUGUCACCCAGUCUCAUUAAGUUUGCCCACACACACACACACACACACACACACACACACACACACACACACACACACACACACACACACACACACAGGAGAGGUCUGUUGCACUUUAUGGCUUUUAUAUCACAAUAUAUGGAUUAGCAAAGUUUUACCUGCAGAAAAUACAGCAUGUCAUACUCUCGCUAUAUAUGAGUAGGAACUGAAUAAUCUGUUUGUGGUAAAAAGUUAAAAGUUUGAACUUUGUCUGAUUUUAAACCAUGUUUGUCCUUCAGUGCAGAAAUGUUUGCCGUCAGGAUUCAUCUGUUCCUGCUGCUUCUGGGUGAGUUAAUUAUCCCCCCCCCCACACACACACACUUCACAGAUAUUUAUGCUUGCAUGACUGAAUGUGAACCUUUGUGAUUGUGUGUGUGUUUGUGUCUCAGCUCCUGCAGCUGCCUUCAUGGUCUACAACACCAAACGCAGCCUGUGUCUGCAGGAGACGGCAGACUCAGGCGAGGUGGUGCUCAGCAGGUGUGACCUGGACUCGGAGGCUCAGCAGUGGAUCUGGAUGGAUCAGAGCAUGCUCAUGAAUGUCGCCUCCUCAAGGUGUAUGGCAGCCCUUCAGGGGAGGCAUCUGCGGACCCUGCCCUGCAAGGGGUCUGAUGUGGACAAUACAAAGUUACAGUGGGAGUGUGACAGGAACAGGCUGAUCAAUAGGAACUUGUCCAUGCUGCUGUCUGUUGAUGGACGGCACCCUGUCCUCUCUCAUGACAGCAAACAGUCCAGGUGGAGAUCUGUGGAUGGAGGGGACAUCUGCCUGGAGAGACUCAGUAAGUCUGGGAUGAUAUUAGGGUCAUAGGAGAGUUUUAAUGAUCUGAAAUGGUGGUUUUCACCUGGCACAGUCAGACUGGAUCAGGUUAGAGAGAGGUGGAUUCACCUGCAGGACCUGAAACAGCUGAUCACUGUUCAGAGAAGACACAAGUCACCUUUAUAUGAAGUAAUUUAACCCAGCAAUCAGACUAAGAGACUGAUAGGCUUCUGCUGACAGUGAUCCCUCUGAACACUGGUAAUGAACACAAACUUAGUGUGUGCUGUGUUUGACCUCCAGGAUCAAAGAGAGCCUCUGGUGAACCUGAUGAGUUUGAGGACGCGGGUGAGCAGGCCGGUGGACGAGCAGCCUUGACAGAGGAACAGAGAGAGUACCUUCGCUGGUUCUACCGCACAGAGGACCGUAAGUACUACUGCUUAAGCUCCGCCCACAAUGCACCUGCCAGGAGAGAGAUGUGUCAGUGGUUCUUGACAGUAGUUUUGGUUCAUUUUUGGAAAUGGUCUUAACUUUGUCUGAACUGCAAAUGUGAUCGUUGUGAAAAGUGAAAAGUUAUUUAGUUUUCAUUGGGAUCAUACUGGUUAGGAUGUGUACAUUUUCACCAUGAUAGUCAAAUAACACACAAUGAUUGCUGUGACAGAACAUUUCAAUCCUAGUGUUUAGACAAGAUUAAAAUAAACCAACAACAACUAAAUCAUCUCAUGAGAGCGAAAGAUGUGCACAUAAUCACAAACACAAUUAUGUCCAGGUUUGUCAAAAACACAAGUAUUACCAUGAUCCUUAAAGGAAACAAAAUUAUAACCAGGAGCCUCUGAAAUGUGGUCAUUAUCAGAAUCCUCCAAAGUAUGAGUGUUGUCUUAUUUGGGUUGCAGCAACCAUCUGGAAGUUUGUGCUGCUGGGCCUCGCCUUUGUCUGCCUGCUUAUUGGCUUUCUGCUGUUGGGGAUGGGAGCCAUGGCCAACAAGUAAUGAAAAGAAACACUUUACAUUAUUAUAAAAGUAGUAAACCAUCUCCUGGGUCAAAAUGGUGACAUGUUUUUUUUUUUGUUUGUUUUGUUUAUGGUUCUGUAGAAACAGGAAGAAGAUUGCAAAGUACAAAGCAGCAGCAGCUCUGGCUCAGAAGGGUGAGGGUGAGCAGCUCCGGGUCCUGUCAGAGCUCAGAGACGACAGCAGCGCUACACCCUCACCAUCACCCAACAGGCUGCAGAAUGUAAACAAACCUCCACCAGCCAAUGGAGAGCUGACAGAGCUCAGAGCAGGAGACAUAGUGGUCACAUGGAAGGACGGCAACACCUCCUGCCUGUAUGACAAUGCUGCACCAGAGGAGGAGCAACCAGAGGAGCAUCAGGAGGAGCAACAGGUGGAGCAACAGGUGGAACAACAUACAGAGCAACAGGUGGAGGUGUUAGGUGAUGAGCUGGUCAGUGAUGAGCCCACAAAGACCGAGGAGUAAUGAGUCUGGGUAAAAGAUGUAUUAUCAUAUGUGAGCAUUCUCCUCUCCUCUCCUAACGGCUCCACCUGCUGGACAUUAGCUGCUAAUACUAACAAGCCACAAAGCAUCAUCUUUAAACAUCUAUGAGUCCAUUAAAACCUGGAGGUUCACAGACACUGCAAAGGUUUAGAGGUCCAGCACAUGAUUUUAGGGAAUCAAUAUAUGAGUCAUUUACAGUUAAAUGUCCUGGUCUAUGAGAAGAAAGUCACUUAAUCAUUUUCAAACACAAACAUUUCUUUUUAUUUUAAUCAAACAUUUUUAUCUACAAAAUGUGUUCAGAUCAAAAGUAAAAUAAAGCUUAGUGUUAUGUUACUGCAGAAUAUUCAGUUUGGGUUGAACGGUUACACUCAGCUAACGGAUAUUCCCUCAUAUACAAACUAAACCCUGUCCUGUUUGUGUUUAUACCAUCACCUAAACUUCAGUCAGCAGGUUCACUUUCUCUUACAUGGACUUUGAGCUAAGAUUUAAGUUCAUCCAGGCAAAGUUCCACCUCACCUGUAGUAUGAUUUUAAAGUUAGAUUUCUGAAAAGUAACUUGUGUGAUGGCUGUAAAAUUAAAAUGAGAAAUAAGAGCCUAAAUGAAACUAACCUAGCUUAGCAAAAGGGCUGUAACAAAAUGUAAAUGAAUUAAAUCAGAAAUCUUUUGUUAAUCAAGUUUCAACUUCUGGGGUCAGAGUGGAAGUGCUUAAAACUGCAGCUCCUCUGAUGUACAAUAGAGGCUGGCCCUAAGAGUACUAAAGACCAUAUACACACCCUCCUAAAAAAGUCAAGUGUUUUUAGAGCUUGAUACAAAAUAUGUUUGUGUCUGUGGGUCAUUCUCUUAUUCACACAAACUGUGGGGGUCAAUUUUUAUUUCAUGUAUUAUCUUAAGGUUGAGCAUCUGCCAUCGCUAAGCUUCAAAACUGCUUCAGAAACCAAAUUAUAACAGAGACUGUGUGGAUGUUUCAUUUAUUCUAUGGUGUUAAUCAGUAAGACACUGUUUAGACAACCUUCACAUACAGCCAGGAUAGCUCUUUACAGCCUUUGUGCUUAGCUCAGCUAACUGCAUGCUUACUGUUUCUUCAUAUUUGUGUAGACAUGAGAACACCUUGUUAUUGUAACUGUCCUCAUUAUAAAUCGUCAUGUUUUGUUAUCACAGAAUUAGCAGUUCAUUUGAGUACUGCAGUCAGUGACAGUAGCUUUGCAUUGUGAUACAUGAAAUGAUGCCCUUUGACCACAUGCAGCUGUAAAGCUUUAUAUUUUCUGUUGUAGCUUGUUUGUAUUGUUUGAACACAAAAAUAGAAUUAAAAAAUACAUAUUCAGAGACGUAUGAGUCAGAUCGUCUAAUAGUAAGGUUUCUGUUUUUUUUUUACAAUGCUAAAACAACUAUGGAUAUUUUUCUAAAAUAAACACAGUUCCUUGUUGUCCUGCUUCAUUCAGUAAACAGUAAGAUGGUGAGUGAAGAUGUGGUUUAUUAGGAAAAAUAUCUUUGUUUAAUAAAGUCGAUUAAAUGUUCAAACAAACUGAGGA